UGUGCUGAGCUGCCUAGGUGAGAGGGGCUGUGGUGGCUGGAGGGGUUAAAGCUGGAGCCACUGGUGCAUAUAUUUUAGGGAGGAUUCAUAAAAACACGACAGUGGAGUCCGGGUCAAUCCAUUACUGUGAAUGAGCGGUGGCCAAUAGAAGGGGAACAGGAAGAUCCAAGAAGGCUGAGCAAACAUCAGACCCAGACACAGGACUCAACGGUAUAUUCCUGGACAGCAAGGUACUAUAAUGGCAACUGCAAUCUGUUUCAUCAUUGGCAUUUUAUUCAUAGCAGACACUGUAUGGACUCGAAGUGUGAGACAGGUCUAUGAGCUAAAUGAGCUAGAGGAUUGGACUGUGCAUGACUUUGAUUGUCCCAGGGAAUGUUUCUGUCCCCCUAGUUUCCCUACUGCUUUAUACUGUGAAAACCGAGGGCUCAAAGAAAUCCCUGCAAUUCCUUCAAGGAUCUGGUAUCUUUAUCUUGAAAACAACCUGAUAGAAACAAUUCCUGAGAAGCCAUUCGAGAAUGCCACCCAGCUGAGAUGGAUAAAUCUAAACAAGAAUAAAAUAACCAACUAUGGAAUUGAAAAAGGUGCCCUGAGCCAACUCAAGAAGUUGCUUUUCUUAUUUCUGGAAGAUAACGAACUAGACGAGGUACCUUCUCCAUUGCCAAGAAGUUUAGAACAAUUACAAUUAGCUAGAAACAAAGUAUCCAGAAUUCCUCAAGGGACCUUCAGCAAUCUGGAGAACCUGACCCUUCUUGACCUGCAGCACAAUAAACUUCUAGACAAUGCCUUUCAAAGAGACACCUUUAAGGGACUCAAGAACCUAAUGCAGCUAAAUAUGGCCAAGAAUGCCCUGAGGAAUAUGCCACCGAGAUUACCAGCCAAUACAAUGCAACUAUUUUUAGAUAACAAUUCCAUUGAAGGAAUACCAGAAAAUUAUUUUAAUGUGAUUCCUAAAGUGGCCUUCCUGAGACUAAACCACAACAAAUUGUCAGAUGCAGGUCUCCCAUCAAAUGGGUUUGAUGUAUCAUCAAUUCUAGAUCUUCAGCUCUCUCACAAUCAACUCACAAAGGUCCCCCGAAUCAGCUCUCAUCUGCAGCACCUUCACCUUGAUCAUAACAGAAUUAAAAAUGUGAACGUCUCUGUAAUAUGCCCUACCCACACCACGCUUCCUGCAGAACAAGAUUCCUUCAGCUAUGGACCGCAUCUUCGCUACCUCCGUCUGGAUGGAAAUGAAAUCAAACCACCAAUCCCAAUGGAUUUAAUGACCUGCUUUAGGCUCCUUCAGGCUGUCAUUAUUUAAACACAUCCCAACAAUCUAAAAUGGGUCUAAUGAGUUAAUGCAUCUGACAUGAAAUUUGGUUACCAUUCAUAGGCUUGAAGACAAAGAUCUCAUUUCCAAUUGCUCUUGGCCACCAUUGUCAUUUGUGUAGUUUAUUUUUUCUAUUCAAAGAUGCUUUCACUAAUGAUAUGUAGCAAAGCUGGCUUUUUUUUAAUUAAUAAGACAGACACAGAGUUAAGAUAGUUUAUCAACUCAAAGACAGUUUUUCCUUGUCUUUUUCACAGCUUACUAAUACCAAACAAUGCAGUUGUAUUGUUAUGCAAUAGAAAGAACAUAUUUGUUUGCAAAUGCUUAACAUUGUUUAUGCAGAUGAUAGAUUUACAGUAUAAAUACAGUAAUCUAACAGGAGGUAGGAAGUUCUGAAGAAAAUGAAAAUAUAUAGGAGAUAUACCUUUAUUAUAAUUAUAAGGAAAUAAUUAAACUCAGAUUGCAAAGUAGCUUUUGUAGGCAUAAGUUUGGUAUUUAGCUCGAGAAUGGGUAUGAGUGCAUCAAAUACUUUAUAACAGAAUUCUAGUCAUUUAAUACCAAAUAACAAUCAACAGUCACGUUAGUACACCACUAUUUCCUAUAGCUGCCAUUCUUAGAUAUAGUACAAUGUUGUCUAGCGGUAACUCAUUUAUUAUAAAACAUUUCUGAAAGAAUAUUAGUGUGUCCAUAUGAAAUCCACUUGAGAUGCAACCUGUUCAGUUCUUAUGUUUGCCAGUGUUCUUUAGAUUUUUAAAUAAAAAGUGAAGGCUUUCUAACAAAACAGAAGUAAAACUUUUAUUUCAGGGAUUUUAUUAAGAACAUAUUUUAACAAAAAGUGUUAUAGUGACCAUAAUUUCCAUUUUCUAGCAUGAAUAUAUGCAAAUAUGCUCUUCUUUUUCUUCUAGUAAACAUAAUUUGAAAAUAUAUACUCUAAUCACUUAAGAUAGUAUGUCUGUUUCUCAUGAAUUAAAGUAAUAACCUAGGAUUUCAUAAACAAAGUAUACUUUACUUUAGACUUCUGAUUUCAUAAGUAAUGUUAUAAAUAAUAAAAACUCCAUAGAGAUUAUAUGACUUUAUAUAUUUUUUCCAAACAGUAUUCAGAAAAAUCCUAUAAAAUUUGAUAUAUUUCUCUAGAAAAGCAUUAUAUACAUUUGUGAAACACUAGAUUAAAGAAAGUAUAGCAUUCACCUUUACUCAAAGUCUUCUCAGAAACUUAAUAGGUUAUCCUGUAAGGUGAAUUCCCAAGAAGAUAAUAUAAUGUACAAUAUUGUCUACUUGUUUUCAUACCAAAACUUAUUGGGGCAAGGGAGAACCAGUUAGUAUACUUUGAACUUAGUGUUCAAAAUGCUGGCUAAAGGCAAGAAAUCAAAUUAAUUCACAUUAAGGAAAGAAAAAUUUUUAAAAGUCUUUAAAGCCCAUAAAGAGAAUUAUGAAAAUUAUGUCAUAUAAAUUUGUCAUAAAAUAUAAGUAAUCAGAUAUUAGGCUGGGGAGAAAAUAAUAUGUUGAGAAAAAUAUAAUAACUUUAAAAAUUAGAAGACUUACCAUAUGAAAGGGGAAUAAAACAUACCCUAUGAAGCUCCAAAAUGAAGAGUGGAACAUAGAGGUGAUAUGUUUAAGAAGCCAUAUUUUAACUCUAACAAAUGAAGGGUUUUCUAACAGUUGUUCAGAGUCACGCAACAAUGGAAGCAACUUCCCAUGAGGUAGAGUUGUCUACCACACAAACUGUUCAAACAGAUAAACCAAGAUAACUCAAGAGAAAGGAUAUAAAAGGACCCCUAAUCUGGAAACAAAGUUGUGAAAUGUUCCUCUAAAACCUUUACAACUUGAAGAAUUUUAUUUUUUCUUUCCUCCCUCCCUUCUACCCUUUCUCCUUCCUUCCCUUUUAUAUUUUUUAAAUUUAUUUCCGAAAAUACACACUGAGUGCCAUAUAUCUACCAGAUUAUACUACACACUGAGGACAUAAUAGUGAACACAGUUUAUGCUAUACUGGAUGAGACAGCAAUUAGCUGAAUAAUCACAAAAAUAUGUAAAAUUUUAUCCAUCAUAAUUAGAGUUAUUAACAGAGAGCUACAUGGCACAAAGUAAUUAAUCCUGAUUUUAAAGAAGGGUUUCCCUAAAGAAAUAAUAAUUAAGGAAACAUACAAAGGAUGAAAAUUAACACAGGGUGGAAGAAAGAAUUUUCCAGACAGUGUAUAAAGACUCAUAGUCCCUUAAGAACAAUUUGGAAAUCACUGAAGAGUUUUAAGUCAGAGGGAUUAUGUCCAUUGAGGGUUAAUAUCAUGUAUUGAUAAAGAACGUUAACACUAAAGCUAAAAUCGUGAGCUCAAAUCCCUGAUGUAGCAUUAUGUGGCCCCAGACCAAAUCUUUAAAUUAUGUGUGCCUCAGUUUCUCCUCAUUUAUGAAAUGGGGUAAGUAAAAGCAUCUACUUUAUAGUUAGAAGUAAAUGAGCCAAAAUAUGUAAAGUGCCUUGAACAGUGCCUGAUACAUGGUAAAUGCUGUUAUUAUUAUUGUUAUUGUAUUCAAUAUAUGGCUAUAUACUAGAUAUAUACCACAUACAUAUACACAAAAGUUUCUUCUUGGUUCAAUGAGUAAGUUUGGAGGGAACUAAGAUAACAUGUGAGAGAUAAACUAGGAUUUUAAUCUUAUAGUACAAAAUAGGUAAUUGAGAGGAUAAGGGCACUGAUAAUGGUGGUAGACAGAGAGAAUUGGGCAAAGGAGAGAAAUUAGGAGGUCAAAGUGUAAGGUUGUGGUUGAUCAGGAGAGAUAGGAGUCCAAGCAACGUUUAUGCUUGUGUAACUAAAUACAUGACAUACAUUUUCUAAAAGAAGAUCAUGAUUUUGAUUUUAGACAUGGUUUGAAAUGGUUUUGAUUCAUUCAAGAGGAGAUGAAUGAGAACUGGUGUUAGAAGGAGAGGUCUGGAUAGAUAUAUCAAAAUGUAAUCAGAAUUUUCUAUAUUGUGUUAAUAUUUCCAUUAAUUUUGGAAGAAUUCUGCCUUUAUAUAUUCAUAGUCUAAUGAGAUAAGAUGGAGUGAUGGGUGGGAGAUAGAAUAGGAGAAACAGGCAUAAUUCUAAGUAUUGACAAAUGAAGCUAUGAGAAAUAGAAUGAGCAUUGUUUUAAAAACGUAUGCACAAAUUACUAUGAAGUCUCUAAAAUUUACAAAUAAUCUGUUCUUUCUAAUGAAGAUGUAUAUUCUGUGACUAUUACAAAAAAAAUGAAGAAAAAUAACUAGGAGAUAUGCACAAGCCAUUUUUUAAAUUAUGGAAUCUUAAUAAAUGCUCAGUCUUUCACUUCAUGACCCUACUAAUGCACAAAACAAUAUUAUCCAUGAUCACAUCAUGUAAAUACCAUGAACUUAGUUCAUAGGCAAGGAAAAAAGGGUCAGAAAUCACAGAAAGGGCAGUAUCCAAUGAUAGUGUGCAAUGAAUAUGCAAAUGAUAUUUCAAAAUAUAAUUGCUUUUUUAAAAGCUUUUGAUGGUAAGAACCUUGUAACAGAUUGUUUUAUUUUUGUUUCUUGAAACUCUCAUUGAAAAAGAAAGGAAAACAAGAAACACUAGAAAGGACAACUGGCAGAUGUUUCCCAGAUGACAUCUGUGAAAAAUUGGUGUCAAAGAAUCUAAUGAACUUCCCCAAAAUUAUUGAAUGUAAAUAUUUGUGUAUGUGUGUGUGUGCAUGCAUGUGGAUGUGUGUAUUAACAGAUAUAGAUAGAUAAUAGAUAGAUUUAAAAAUUAAAGUGUUCUAAGACUCAUGUAUUGGCCAGAAGGAGAGUAAGAUUUAAUAGUUAAAGUUAGGAUUUAUAUGUCAUAUAUGAAGGAUGAAUUUCUUUUCAAAGUUAGCCUCAACAUUUAGGUAAGGAAUAUAUAACUAAGAAACUAAUACAAGGGGAAAAUAGUAUGAGAAAGUGUAUUUUUUCAGUCUAAAAACAGAAGUUAAAAAAAAGAAAGACAAGUAGAAAGCACCUAAUAAAAUUAGUACUUUUGAAGCCACAUAUACUGGCAAUAGCAUGAUACAUUGGUCAGGAACUUGUGCUCUGGAGAGAAAAAAUCAAGUUUCAAGUCCAGCCUGUGCCAUUUACUAGCUCUUUGAUUUCUGGCAAAUGUUUAAACAUUUCUAAGCAUUGGGUCUUCAUCUGCAAAAUAGGGAAAAAUACCAACUACUUUCUACAGUUGCUGUGAGGAUAAGAGAGAGAACAGAUGUGCAUUUCUUAUCACCUGACACAUAGAAAGUACCCCAUAACUGGUAGGCAGGAGUUUUAUUAUGAACAGGAACUCCAAUACAUGUAAUUGCCCACAUUUUCUGCAGUCCAGACCAUUUUGCAGAAAAGGAACAGAAAAAUGAAUGGUGGAAAUGAUCCAAGUUCAAGGUUUUAAGUUUUAGUGCAGAGGAAGCGUAAGCAGUCAAAUAGAGCUAAGAAAAAUGAGCUGGGGCUGGUGAACCAAGGGACUGAAGCUGGAUAGUGAAAGAAAUAGAGGGGGACAAAUAAAUUGGGAGAAAGAGGUUGAGGACUCCAUGAGGUGCAGCAUAGACUUGAGGGGAGUGAGAGUGCACAUACCCUGGAAGAGAAAGAUGAUCUCAGCCUGGACGCUCAGUUUAAAAUAUCUUAAGUAGCCCACUGUUGAGAAAUCAGAAGAUUCUGGGUAUGGCUGUGGGAAGAAACUGCCAAAAUUAAAAGGAAGUGAAAGUCACCAAAGUCAAAGAGGAAAGUAACUAUGAUUUUGUAAGAAUUUCAGAUACAAGUACUUAUAGAUGUUUUUUAGCACAUUGGGGAGAAGAGUCAGCAAAAAAUGACAUUUUUGAAUAAUACAAAUAAUGUAAGGACCUUGUUCAAUGUCAUGUAGCUAACAUGUAGUGUCAUGUAUCUGAUAGACACAGAAGUCAGAACCAGUUGGUCUGGCUUCGGAGUUCCUGCUUUGAUCACUAAGUUAUAUGAUGUCUUAUGAUAAAAUAUGCUAUUAUAGUUAAUAAAGUAAAGUUAUUCUAGGAUAA
Molecule: messenger RNA, 6286 nt
Organism: Manis javanica (Malayan pangolin)
Lineage: Eukaryota; Metazoa; Chordata; Mammalia; Pholidota; Manidae
Gene: KERA
Product: keratocan
Molecular function (GO): protein binding
Source: RefSeq, a predicted model, not a curated record